UCCUUGCUCACCCCCCCCCCAAGCCCGUUCAACGUAACUCUCCUGCCCGAGUCCCAGUAGUAAUAGGAGUUUGCCGUCUCCACCAACAUGUCAGAUCCAAGAGAUUCGGCAUCCCUCUGCCUACUGUGCGUGACAAGCAGAAGAAGAAGCAGGACGAGGGCCAGCCCCGGUGCCAAUCUCCUCCCUUGAGCCUCGGGUUCCAGCAAUCUGGCACCCGGCCCCCUGGGUCUUUGUUCUUGUCCUCCCCGGAUCUGCGCAUUCAGCUGGGUCUGUCUGUACCGGUGGGCCUGAGGAUCUCGCAUGCUGUUGCUUGCAUGACACCCGAUUCGUUAUCAGGGGCGUGCUGAAUAUUCUUGCCGGUCACAUAUACAAAAAGAACGAGGCUCACACGCUCACACACACACACACACACGCAGGUUGCUGACUGACUGACCAGCAGACCUCGCACAGGAAGGCUGUGUUCUUUCGCUCUCCACCCGAAAUACUACUCUAAACCUUUCCUCCCAUGUUCCUCGCCUGCUUGUGGUUUCUACCUGCCCCAUAUUCUCCUCCUCAGAUGUGACAACGAGGCGGGUAUUAAUACCCAUGUUCCUAUUGUUCAGCCCUACGCUACCGGUAGAAACGCGCUUGGGGGGUGUAUAGCAGUCCCGCCAUGGAUCGAGUCAUGCGGUUCGACACAGUACGCAUCGAGAAGACCGUGACGAGGCAGUUCGUCCACUCACAUCUCCUGCCGGACGAGAUAGAACGCCUGGAUAAGCCCCUGGCCUUUGGCGAUGGCCUCACCAACUGCACGUACUGGGAUUGGAUAGAGGGCCACGCGAAGCGGCUGUUCCUUAUCCUCGUCGACCUAGGGGUCCCGGACCAGAUAUUUGGUGUCAUUGACGACUCCUGGGAGGAUGUCGACCUGCCCAUCGCCCUGGACCAGGUUGAGAGGCUCUGCCUGACCGCCACCAAGGACGUCAAGUCCGAGCGAAGGUUCUAUGACCGGCAGUUUCACUAUCUGCUCCGGCCACUCCGCAAGGGCGAGCACAUUGAUUAUCAGGACGAGGAGAUCGUGCCCCUCGACGUGUAUGAUAGGCGGCCGGGGCUGAUACAGAGCAACGACAUAGACAGGGUUGGACUCCCCAAUGUCCCCGGCGAGGUCUUCUGCAGGCGUCGGUUCCCCGUAGGACAUGACCAAGGGUGCCUAUCACGCGAGGACCUCAUGUUCGAGAUAAGCACCAUGAGGGACCUCCAAAACGACCACCUCGUGUCAUACUGGGCGUCAUACAUCCACCAGGGGUUCGCAUACGUCCUCUUCACACCAGUCAGCGAGUACAAGCUCGCCGUGUACCUGACCAACACGCCCCAGUCGAUAAAGAACGUCGACAAGACGGCCAAGCGGAGGCUGGUGCUGGACUGGAUCCAGUGCCUCGUCGACACCGUCUGCUACGUGCACAGCAGGGGCCGGUGGAUCGCAAACAUCAAGCCCUCCACCGUCCUCUUCACCCAGGACAACCACAUCCUCCUGUCCGGGUUCUCCCGCCUCAGCCCCGACGCGCCCUCGGGCCAGGGCGGUGUCUUCUUUGACAAGGAGGCGUACGACUACGCCGCGCCGGAGCGGUGGGCGUCCAAAUCAGCCAAGUCCCCGACAGCACCGCGGAUCAAGGCCACGGCCCCGUCCUCGUCCCGCUCCGGUGCCCCCUCCAUCCGCAGCGGCAAGAGCGGCCACACCGAGCACACCACCAGGUCGGCACCGCCAGCAAUAGCAGCAGCAGCACCGGCCCCGCGUCUCGACCCGCAGGCGGCAGACAUCUUCUCCAUGGGCUGCGUGAUCCUCGAGCUCCUCAGCCACGGGCUGUUCAAGCGGUCGACGGGCGCCUUCGCGUCGCACCGCAGCGCAAAGCACAAGAACGCAGGGCGGGGCGGCGCCGUGCUGGACUCGUCGUUCCAUAAGAACAUGGGCCAGGUGGAAGGGUGGAUCACGGCGCUGGCCAAGGAGGCGUCCAAGAAGGCCGAGGGCAGCGGCGACAAGGGCGAGGUGUUCAGGGGCGUGACCCCCCUGCUCCAGGUCGUCAGCAACAUGCUGUCGCCGCACCCGCCCGACCGGCCCUCGGCGUUUGACGUCCAGCGCCGGACGUACCAGAUCCUCACGCAGCAGUGCGGCAUCACCGAGCCGCACUGCGUCCACCAGUACGACGCCUGGGACCACCUCGGCGUGGCGGGCGGCGAGGGCCCAGGAGGGGGAGGCGCCACCAGCACUGGCCGCAACAGCGUCAUGACGACGAUAGAUGAGGCGUCAACCCCCGAGGAAGGGUUUGCGACGGCAGAGAUGACCGCGGCGACGACGAUCGCGUCCUCUUCUAACCCUUCGAGCUUCUAUGAACACGAAGACGACGUUUAUGGCGGUGAGGAUGGAUAUGGCGGCUAUGGCGGCUACGAUGGCGGGCGCACGCCCUCUAAGCUCGGGAUAAGAAGCGGCGGUGACAUGCCCGUCAUCGUCGGGCAGCGAGGUCACAGGCGACAGACAAGCCAGGAUAGCUCUUGGAGUAAAGGUAGUGGCAGUGACCGUGGCCGGGCGGACGGGCAGCGGUGGGAGUUGAACAGCGGGCUGAAAGCGAUUCAGAAUCUCCGCAUCAACAGGUCAAGGGCUUAGCGGGCUUCUCAGCAAACGGCUGAGGCUAUAACACAGUUCGACAUACCUGCAAAUAAGAGGCUACAUUGCGUUAAUACGAUGAAUAGUGGAUAUUAUACGACACGUAUUUUGGGAUGCCCAUGAUCGAAGAGUUGGCUAGAUACCUAGUGCCUUUUAGUAUCCA
Molecule: messenger RNA, 2798 nt
Organism: Diaporthe batatas
Lineage: Eukaryota; Fungi; Ascomycota; Sordariomycetes; Diaporthales; Diaporthaceae
Exons: 1
Coding region: 653-2635 (660 amino acids)
Biological process (GO): protein phosphorylation
Molecular function (GO): protein kinase activity; ATP binding
Source: RefSeq, a predicted model, not a curated record